AUGUCGUCAACUUAUACUAGACAGAGGUCAUCUUCUGUCAACUCAAUAAGUUCUGCACAUUCUUCUUUUUCAACUCCACAACCAGUGCAAGUACCACAAAUCUCGGAACUACCCCAGAUGCAUCAGCUACAGCAUCCACAACAACAACAACAACAACAACAACAAAUACAAUCACAAAUACAGCCAUUACAGCAAGUACAAGUACAGCCGCUGCUACUGUAUCCCCAGCCUUCACUUACUAGUGUGCAGCAUCAACCAGGCAUUUCCAUACAGAAACAUCAAAAUUUCAUCAUCAAGCCUCCGCCGCCCAUUCAAUCUUUUCCUCGGCGGUCACCAUCGCCAAACACAGUUACCCCAUCAAAAAGUAAUUUUGACCUUGCUUCGCAACAAAUACUGCAUACCUCGUCACAUUUACUGAAACUGUCAAAUUCGGCAUCUCCAACGACAACCGCUGCCAAAAGCGCUAGUGGCAUGAACACAAACCAUCAGAAUUGUCAAAUUAUCACCACACCUGUAUUGGGCGCGAUGACACCCUCAUCGGCAAACCAGCAAAAUACAAAUCUUCCGAUGCAACCAAAUCACCACCAAAACCAACAACUACAACUACAACAAUCACUGCACCUGCACCUGCACCUGCACCUGCAACUGCAAAGCAGCGUUGCGCCGACGCCAAACUCGCUACGGAGUAUGUCCAUAGUCAGUAUUGAUCGGAGUCCGAGAAAUUCCAUCAUCUCGUUAGAUGAAAAUCUACGCAACCACACCAGAAACAAUAGCUCUGCGAGCUUGGCAAGCUUGAAUAACAACUUUGGCAAUCAUGGCAUUAUGGCUAUGACUCCACAUGCAACAUCUCAUACUUCUGCUGCGUCUACUGCUACUACUAGUAAUAAUACAACAACAACAACAGCAGCAGCAGCAGCAGAAACAACAACGGCCACUACACCAUCGUCGUUGAUGAUGACCUCAUCCGGUGGAAAUGUAUUUACGUCAUCUACUGUAGGAGCAUCUCCGUCGAAUUUUAGGAGCCACCAAAGCGACGGUUUGAUAUUUAGAAAGGGACACUUGCUCGGUAUACAGGGCAGUGCAAUUAUGUCAGACGAUGAUUCAGAAGUCGAUUAUGGUUCAGGUACAAACUCAAACUCAAAUUCAAACUUAAAUUCAAAUCCAAACUCGAGUUUUUUUAAUGUCAAGAAACAUACUGCCAACAAUUUAAGCUCAUCACCAAAUAUGACGAUGAGUACACCGCACCAACAUCAGCAUCAAUAUCCACUUUCAAACCAGCAAUUGUCGAUGAAGUCGGUUCUAAAACCAAAUUUACAGUACCGUUCCAAACGGAGAAGUUUUAAAGAGGAGGCAGCAACAUUACAUCAUUUGAAAGAUGAUUUCAAUUUCAAGUAUCAUGAUUAUGAAGAUCAAAUGGAUGGCAGACAACUAAUGCUGUACAAUAGUUCUAUGGGACCAACUUCGCCUGUGCUGCAUUUGACUCACCUGCAUCUAUAUAGUCUUAAUGCCAGCCCCACCUCUGAGGCUGUGGGAUUUGCUUUUCACAAGAGUACUGAAUUGCCCGAUCUCGACAAACUUGAUAAGCUCGAAAAAUACGAAAAGUCAAAGAAUUUCGAGCAAACUGAAAAUGUAUCUGAGUCAGCUAUUGGAUUGGGCCCACAUACACUGCCUAAACAAACACUGUCACUGACAUCGGCAUCGGCAUCAGCAUCGGCAUCGGCAUCGGCAUCAACACCGUCCCCGACAGGUCGAAGUAACAGUACGGUUUCCAAGAAAUUACGUGCCAACAACUCAAUCCAACAGUCAAUGUAUAUCAAACGCAAAUUGGCUCUUUCGAAAGAUUUACAAUGUGACCUCAAUACAAAACUACCAACCUUUGCUCAAGCAGGCUCACUGGCAGAUCAUCCAAAUGCAAGGCGUAUGACAGUACCUUCAUCCUCGUCAUCACCAUCUUCGUUUUCUUCUUCUUCUCCUUCUUCUUCCUCAGCAGCAGCCCCACUGACUUCUUUGCCACGUCAUUUUAAAUCAGCGGCAUCUUUAGGAGAUUUAGAUACCCCAUCCCCUAAUAAAUUAGCUAUGAGUAUGGGUAGAGUAGCAACGAAAUCAAAAGAUCUAGAUGUUGCAUCUGUACAAGCACCUUUGGGCGUGAAUGCUGCAAGUUCCAUUUCUGAGCAAAAUGAGUUGAUUAAUCAACUAAAUAGAAAAUGGAACCGGUCCGCGAUAAUUGCUAGUAGCGGUAUUAAUAACAGCAACACCCAUUCACCUACCACUACUACCAAUAUUGAUAAUAAUAAUAACAAUGAUAAUAAUAAUAAUGAUAAUGAUAAAGACAAUUAUGACGAUAACAAUAUCGCCAAUAAAGAUAAUACCGAUAUCAACCUCAACAAGCAUGACAAUAAUUGCUACAAUCAGAAAAACAAUAAUGACAAUAAUGACAAUAAUAAUAAUAUUAAUAAUAACGACGAUAAUGACAAUAAUAAUCAUAAUAACAAUUAUGAUAAUGAUAAUAGCUAUGGCCGCAACAGUGUUUUUCAAAAGAGCCCACAAAAAAGUGAAGUAAAGUUGAGUACCGCACCAAACGAACGAAAACGUUCACGACACGUAUCAAUAGAUGCCGAUGUACUCUACGAGGGCUAUGAUUUCAGUUGCGACCCAUUCGAAGAGUAA
Molecule: messenger RNA, 2667 nt
Organism: Lodderomyces elongisporus
Lineage: Eukaryota; Fungi; Ascomycota; Pichiomycetes; Serinales; Debaryomycetaceae
Exons: 1
Coding region: 1-2667 (888 amino acids)
Source: RefSeq, a predicted model, not a curated record